AUGAUGGUCGACUACACAAAAUAUCGAGUGGUAGAAUUGAAGGAGGUUCUCAAAGCUCGUCAAGUUUCAACUAAUGGCUUGAAAGCUGCUUUGGUGCAACGUUUGACAGAAUCAGAUGCCCGUCAUGUUUCCAUCGAGGAGGUGGUCAAUCGAAAGGUUACAUCAGAUGUAACUUUUACUGCACCUCCAACCCAAUCGCAAAUUGAAGUUGACAAUCUGAAGCCCGGCACUUUACUUCAUAAUAUGAAUACUCUCAAAAGCAUCCCAGGCUUCACUCCUACAGCGGCAGGUAAUAGCAUGAUCGGUCAAGAGAACAGCUAUGCCUCUGCUCAGAGCCAGAGUUUGCAAUCCGCUUUCCCGAAGAACAAUUAUGCGCAGUCCCUUCCAGACAAUAGCCAUAAUGCUGUUACAUUCAGCGAGAAUGACUUCAGUGAUGAUGAUGAUAUAGACUUGGACACCAUCUACGACUUGCCAAUGUCUCAAACAUCCUUCACUAAUUCUCAACCACAAUCUCAGCCUGGUGCGUACAGGCAAAAUCACAUGUCGCCUCCCACGCAAGCCUAUAGCAUGAUGCCACCAGCUUCAAGCUUCCAACAAGGCUAUCGUACAAUGUCACAGUCGCAAAAGUCUUAUCCACCGGCAACUCCUACUCCACGUCAGCCAUUAGCAGACAUUUCAAUUAACCAAAUGUCACCGCCAUCGUCCGCGAAGGUUUACCAAAAGCCCUUGGUCUACGCUCCCUAUUUGACGUUUUAUCAGCUAGAGCAAAUGUAUCCGAAUGGCCAAAACUUUCAGGAUGAGAAUGCAAAACUUGCACGCAGAAGAUGGUUGGCAAAGUUGGGUAUUGACGUUUCGCCAUACUACUUUGUGUUCAUUAAUGAGUCGCAAAGGAAUAAAGUUGAAAUUCAUUGGGCUUUAAAGUCUCAAGAGGAGCGCCGAGAUAUUGAACAGAAAGCCGUUCUGUUGAAGUCACCCUAUCAACUCACACAUGCAGUGCCACUAAGAUUAGCUCCUCCCGCUCUGCGAACGCCUGUUCCAAUCAACUUGAUUGGCCCAACCCCUCUAUCGUUCUACGAGUUAGAGCAAACGUACUUCGAGAUUCCCCAGGGAAAGAAUUUGGCUUAUUAUGACCUUGUUCCGAAACGCUUGGCUUGGCUUGAAUCACUUGGCUUUGAUGAUCUCAGAUAUCUACCUCUAGCGCAGAGUACACGAGAACUGCAGGCAUUGAACGAUCUCUAUGAUCAGAAACCCCGGGUAGAGCGAAGAGCUAUCGAAGCUAAAGCAAAGUAUAUCAAUGCUAAGCCCAACUUUCCAGCUCUUUCAUGGGAGACUCUAGAGAAAGAUUAUGAGAUAUACCCAGAAAGUGCAUUCACGACACACACAGCAUAUAGCGACAAACGCCGCGAAUGGCUUCAAAAGCUUGGUCUUGAUGUUAUACCGUUCUGUUAUAAACCUGCACAACUCCAUGAGGGCAAUAUGCAAGGAAUGGAAAUUGCCUGGAGUGAAAUUAAUGAGGUUGAACGCGGUAGAGUUCUUGAGAAGGCGAAAAUUAUCAAGGAAGAUAGCAAUCCAGUUGUUGAAUCAUGGGCAGAGUUUGAGUAUACAUAUGGUUUUACUAAAGAAAAAGACAGGGAGUUUAAGAAUGAUCCCGUUGGCUAUUCCAAGAAACGUGGAUUAUGGAUCAUCGACAUCGGAUUGGAUGUUGAACCUUUCAAGAACGUUGUCUCAAGUUCUACCGCUCUACAAGCAGCAUGGUCCGCAAAGCCCAUUGAGGAGAGAAAGUCCAUUGUCAACAAAGCCAAGUGGGAGAAAGAACGCUUUGUUAGGGAUUUGGCGAGAAAGAAGGCUGAAAAGGCUGGUGGCAAUUACAAAGCUCCUCCCACUGAAGUCAAGAAAACAAGCAAGCGCUCAUUCACGACUAAAUCGUCCAACUACAAGGUUUCUAAAUCCUAUACUUAUGGAAAGUAUAGCUUUGGUGGUUAUCAUGGCAGAUCCUAUUCUUCGGGUUAUGAGUCUGGAUAUGGAAGAAACAGAUAUUCGAGAUACUAG
Molecule: messenger RNA, 2049 nt
Organism: Botrytis porri
Lineage: Eukaryota; Fungi; Ascomycota; Leotiomycetes; Helotiales; Sclerotiniaceae
Exons: 2
Coding region: 1-2049 (682 amino acids)
Source: RefSeq, a predicted model, not a curated record